Messenger RNA from Nanorana parkeri, 1402 nucleotides. It is a transcript of the gene MICU2, whose product is annotated as mitochondrial calcium uptake 2. Gene Ontology annotation, molecular function: calcium ion binding. Lineage: Eukaryota; Metazoa; Chordata; Amphibia; Anura; Dicroglossidae. Gene Ontology annotation, cellular component: uniplex complex. Gene Ontology annotation, biological process: mitochondrial calcium ion homeostasis; calcium import into the mitochondrion. The record is from RefSeq and is a predicted model, not a curated record. Bases 32 to 1303 code for a protein of 423 amino acids. The transcript is spliced from 12 exons.
GUCACCUGUGACAGCUGACACUUCCGGGAAGAUGGCGGCUUGGAGACGAUUUUUCACCACCCUGGCUCCUAGAUUGGGGGCUGUCGGGGGCACUGGGCUGAGGAGCGGGAGGAGCGCUGCUCGCUUGGCUGGAGUGGCGGUGGCCGGAGCGGUGUGCGGAGGGUUGUGGCUGGUGAAGGGGAGAGGAGAGCCGGCAGCGGGACUAAUGACGGUCUGCGCACAGAAAGAAGAAAUUGUAGAUGAGGCACAAGAGAAACAGUCUCUCCGGAAGUUGCGUUUCUUGCAGUUUGCUUCAUUGGAGUACGAUGGAGAGUAUUACAUGACCCCAAGGGAUUUUCUUUUUUCUGUCAUGUUUGAGAAUGUUCAACGUAAGACCAACAGUAAAGUCUUGACAAAAAAGGAGUUUGAUGCCAUGCUUACCCAGGCAGCCAAAGCAAAACCAGGUCCAAGAUUGUUCAGAGACUUAGGCGAUAAAGGACUCAUCUCCUACACAGAGUAUUUAUUCCUGCUGACAAUCCUUACAAAACCAAAGACUGGAUUUGAUUUUGCUUUCAAGAUGCUGGAUACUGAUGGCAAUAAACAGGUGGAAAAGAGGGAGUUUUUCAAGUUGCAGAAAAUUAUGGGCACAAAAGAUGAAUUCAAGACAGCUCCUACACAGGAUACUUUGUCAGACAGUGAUGACAUCAAUACCACGUUGCUAGUUCAUUUCUUUGGACGGGGAGGACGGGAAAAGCUGCAGUAUUCUCAUUUCUACAGAUUUAUGGAGAAUUUACAGACAGAAGUUCAAGAAAUGGAGUUUGCCCAGUUCUCGAAGGGAUUGAACUUCUUGAGAAAGGAGGAUUUUGCAGAGUGGCUUCUUUUCUUCACUGAUGAGGAGAACAAUGACAUCUACUGGCAGAAUGUGAAAUCCAGGAUUCCUCCAGGCGAAAACAUCAGCUUGGAGGAAUUUAAGAACUUUUAUCAUUUCAUGAACAACUUGGAGGAUUUCUCCAUCACAGUGAAGAUGUUUAGUGUGGCCAACAGGGCGGUGAAAUUAGCUGAAUUCAAGAGAGCUGUUAAAGUGGCAACAGGCCAGGAACUAUCAGAAAACGUGUUGGACACAGUUUUUAAGAUCUUUGACCUGGAUGGGGACAACUGCUUGAGCCACGGAGAGUUCCUGGGCGUUCUCAAGAACAGGCUGCACAGAGGCUUAAAGCAUGCCCCCCAACAACAAGGCUUUCAGGGUUUCUUGAAAUGUGUCAAGCGAGAGACCAUUAAAGGAGCUAACGAAGCCUGGAAGCAAACUGGAAAAAGCCCUUUUUAAUGUAUUUGUGUUGCCUUUGGCUUGCUGGCUAGAUUGCUCUUUUUUGUUUGCGUUGUUUACUUGUAUACAGCGGUGUGCAUCUUCUGCCAUGUAUUUAAA